This is a messenger RNA of Malassezia japonica, 237 nucleotides long. RefSeq lists its product as uncharacterized. The transcript has 3 exons. The coding region runs from base 1 to 237 and encodes 78 amino acids. Lineage: Eukaryota; Fungi; Basidiomycota; Malasseziomycetes; Malasseziales; Malasseziaceae. The record is from RefSeq and is a predicted model, not a curated record.
AUGCCGUCCGAACGCGAUAUCCGUGCUCGUAACGAAAAGUUUGCCAAGAAGGCGCGCGAGACGCAGAACGUGCGCGGCGCAGGUGGCGCUGCGCGUGGUCUCGUGCACAAGUCGCAAGAAGCGAAGCGCGACGAGCAGUCGCCGUCGUACGUGCGCUACCUCGCCCUCUUUUGCCUGCUGGUCCUCGCGGGCGGACUGAUCCUCGAGCUGAUCUAUGUGCUUUUCCGUGCCUUGUAG